UGUUGCAAAUCCCGACCGCGGUGCAGCAAUACAAAAACAGAGAAUAACAAAAAAUAAGGCAAUUAUUAGAAAAAUAAUUAAGGCGAUGAUGAAUCCGAUGAGGAAAAUAACUACUGUGUUUGUAUUGAUCAUAUGCGGUUUCAGUGUUCUAGUUUGUGAGAAGUGGUUGGUAAGUUUUAUAACUUCUUAUAACUGGAAAAUAGUAAACGUAUUUUACUUUGAAGUUUGUAGUGUAUUGGUAUACGAGUGUGGUAAUUAUGAUGAGAGGGUUUCGUAAGCUAGAAGUCAUCGUUUAGUUUACAAUGGUUUACCAAACGAACCUUUCCAGUUGUGUCUAGUACGCGCUAUUUACUAGAGCGCCGCAAACGGCAUUGACGGUCGUAGACAAGCGGCAGACUAAAAGAACGACUAAGUUAACGAUAAACUGAAAGGAGCUAGAUUCAAAUUCCCCAUAGAAGCAUAUAUGAAUCUAUCUAUACGAAUUCGUUGGAAUUCUAUUACUACAAGUUCUUAGCGUGCUGAACAACUCCCAAUCUAAUAUAAGUAAAAACUAUUUAAUCAAAUACAUUUCGCUCUCAGUUAUCUAUGUAAGUACUGAAUAAUUACGCCACAUCCCUUUGCUGGAAGCCUGAAAGACAGUUAAAGUCAAUUCUCCUGAAUUCGACGGCAUAGGCAAACAAGCAUGUAUGUGAAAGUGGAGCCAUUGUUCUAUCUAGAUUUAGUAUACACUCAGCCGUUUGAAAAGUUUUUAUCAAAACACUGUAUGAGGCUUUUGUAUCAAGUUCCAAUUACGGGGUAAUAGACCCCCCUCCUCCCAUUUUUCUCUUGCAACUACCGAAAUUGACACAUACGGCAAAGUGCAAAACACCCAUCACUGUUAAAAAAUCUACGUGCGGGAUGAUUUUUAAAUAGUUGCUCUAAGUACUUUCUUCGCCGACUCGCGUUAUAACUUGUAUUCAAUUAUAUAAUGUUAAUAGACUAACGGGAUCCUUAUAGCAAUACAUACACUCAAGUGGCACUUUUGGAACGUUUCCAUGGCAGGAAGUUCUUUUGUGACAUCAUCAACGCGGUUCCGCUAAGGGCGCAAUCAGUUUGUCAACUUCUUAUCCAUGUUUUGGAAACACCAGUCGUUCCAAGUAGGAAACCUCCAUUCUCCUAAAAAGUUGUCUGUGAGCUGGUUUCAUGGAAGACAAGCCAGCUGCUACGAUAAGGAUUCGGUUGGUAAAAUAGACGUUGUAAACGGCAACAGUCUUCCCUUUGGUGGCCGUAGGUUCUCGAUUCGUAGGCGCGCGAAUGAACUGAUUAUUAACACUAACAUCGACUACUUACAGAAGUUAUCAAUCGGGAUCUACUUUUUCGUAACCGCCAAAAAGCAACUUAGGAACCGCGAGCUUAUCUAAAAGGUUUCAAACGCUACACAAACGUUAGUAGCGAGCCAUGGAUUUUGUUGCGGGCUGGGUAAGCGGUUGCGCGGGUCUUAUCGUAGGACAUCCGUUUGACACCAUUAAGGUUCGACUUCAGACUCAGGGUGCUGUGAAGCUGAAAUACAAAGGCACUAUCCAUUGCUUUACAACCAUCCUCAAAACGGAAUCGGUAGCCGGCCUUUUCCGAGGAAUGUCAUCUCUUAUGGCUGGAAUACCUCUUGUGAAUGCUGUCCUCUUUGGCGUCUACGGAAACACUCGUAAACUCUUUGCAGACCAAGACGCCCUAUCAACUCACUUUUACUCUGGAAUGAUAGCUGGUGGCGCACAGAGUUUUAUAACUAGUCCGAUGGAACUAAUCAAAACUCGUCUUCAACUGCAGGACGAAGGGUUCAAGCGAAUUCGGGCAUUGCAGACGUACCGAACGAUAAAACCCCAAUAUUCAGGCCCUAUCGACUGUACGCGUAAGAUUUUUCUCAAUGAAGGCGGUAUCCGCGGUCUAAGCAAGGGACUCGGCACGACUUUUCUUCGUGACGCGCCCGCCUUAGGCGUGUAUUUCGCCAGUUAUGAAUAUUUUUACCGCAUAGCGGCCAAAAAUAGUGGGGGUGUAGAGCUUAGUACUGCUUCGAUACUUAUGGCCGGAGGAAUGGCCGGCGUAACUUCCUGGAUGCUCUGCUACCCGAUUGACGCAGUCAAAUCCCGAAUUCAGGAGGCUUCUGAAUCGUCCAGUUUUACUACUACAACUUCCCGAAUGUAUCGACAAGAAGGUCUUCGCAGUUUUUUCCGUGGAGUUAAUGCAGCGGUGAUUCGAGCUUAUCCAGCAAACGCGGCCAUAUUCUUCACGGCAAACUUUGUUCAUUCGCUUUACGCUAAGUCUAACUCGACUACAGCAACGUUGAUCGUAGUUGAGAGUGUUCAACAACAAAUGCAUUAUCACCUUCAUUAUCAAUACUUAGCAGAACGGAUGCAUUUCCACACCAUACCAAACCAUUUAUAAGAAGAUGACAUAGUGGCACGCGUGAUUUUCGUCCUCAUAUAUCCUAAACGCAGAUGAUAUUCAGGCAAUUGAACGUAUAACGGAUUAUCGUUUACCGCAAGCGCGAACAACUGUGCACGAACCGAUGUGAGUUUUUUUCCACAAGUAUACGUGAGGUAUGAGCAAACGCAACACGUGUAAUAACUUCAAGCUUCAACGAACGCAUGGCCUUGCUCCGAAGACAGUCCGCUAGUUCUGGAUGUAAAUCCUUUCUGAAUGUAAACAAAGGUAAAAAAUAUAUACUUUCGUCUGCAAUGAUGCACAAGCUGUCAUGACGGAGAAUCCGAUUGAGAUCUACAUACAUCAACGAGUCUAAUAGUACCUCAUAUAAUGCUUGCCUUACUUCUCUCUACAUAGGCCAACUGUAUCCCGUUCAAUCUGUCAAAAUGCUAUGAAUUAUUAUUGCAGGAUCAUGGAAUAUUUAGAAAAACAUGAAAAACAAUUUAGUAGUAUAUAUGACAGGCCUCUUGGUCGAGUAAUUUAAGGGAAUGAAAUUGCUCACCAUGCUACCUCAACCAGAGUUUCACGUUCAGAGCUAUGUUCCUCGUCAGACAGUCGUGCGGGCACGUUAACUGUCAAUAGUCUCGAUCAUAGAAACUAAAUGAAUCCAAAACGGUUGGAAUCAAAAUUAGUACUAAAUCACAACUAUAAAGGAAGUCGCUCUAAUAUCAGACUUUUCUUAAUAUCAGUCCUUAGUCUCGCACUUUACGCAGCAAAUUCAGGCGGAUUCUCCAGUAGAACACAGAAAAGUCACCUAAUAAGGACACGAGACGAACUACCGCGGGCUAAUUUGCUAGAUUGCUAUAUCAUGUAGAUUUUCAGCGCUUGACUAUUGUAAAUAGUGUGUUUACCUAUGGCUUCGACUAGUUUUAGCCCUAACGAGGUUCGUUUUCAUUGGCCACGUAUUAGUCCACGCUUUAGACGAUCCAUAGAAUAAUGCCUCUCUAUCUUUUUCUGUUAGCCGGCUUCCCUAAAAGAGAAUCACACAGCACGCGAAAAAACAAAAAAUUGAAAGCUGUUUCUUUCGUCAAGCUUAAAUUUGAACUGACUUGAGAUGCGCUUACAUUAAGUAAAAGAUGCCUUAGUUAAAAAAAAACUAUUUGUCGUGCAAGUCACCUACGGAAUACACACUUCAUCAAAAGUGAUUUUUUACGCAUUUUGUCAAGAAAUUGUAAGAUUACAUAGUUUAUCAACACCAAACGGGGCUCUCACCUAUUCUAGACUGCAUUUGUUGUUAGCACAUACCCUCGAGGUUGAAUUGAGUACAUUGCAAAACACUAUACUUUAUCAGGAAUCGAUCAUUGGCUCAAACUUGAUUACUACGUGUGCGCAGAGUAAAAUUAUAAUGUUAUCAUUGCAAAACGACUGUUACGUAGAUAGGCGCAUUCAUAAAUGAUGAAAGUUACGGAAACUGUUAAUGCAGGUGAAACUAUUUAUUUGAAUAUGGUGCGGGUUAAUCUUCUUUGGAUAACUGCUUCUGUGAACCUUCAUCUAAACUUUUUUUCAGAUAAAAACUGAAGACAAGGAUAGAUCUACUACGGACAGCAUGAAGCUAGCCAUCACAAAUAACAAAAAAAGUUCGUAGUGCGUUAUCUAAAUUAUUCGUAUUGUUACCUCUACGAUUUGUCCGUGGACAUAUUAUGACAACAACAACGACAACGACAGGCACGCCAUCUGUUCGCGAAUAAAGCGUUUGACGUUCA
This is a messenger RNA of Varroa destructor (honeybee mite), 4160 nucleotides long. RefSeq names its product mitochondrial basic amino acids transporter-like. Gene Ontology annotation, cellular component: mitochondrion. Gene Ontology annotation, molecular function: high-affinity L-arginine transmembrane transporter activity. Gene Ontology annotation, biological process: mitochondrial L-ornithine transmembrane transport. Lineage: Eukaryota; Metazoa; Arthropoda; Arachnida; Mesostigmata; Varroidae. The record is from RefSeq and is a predicted model, not a curated record.